Molecule: messenger RNA, 864 nt
Organism: Westerdykella ornata
Lineage: Eukaryota; Fungi; Ascomycota; Dothideomycetes; Pleosporales; Sporormiaceae
Exons: 1
Coding region: 1-864 (287 amino acids)
Source: RefSeq, a predicted model, not a curated record
AUGCUCCCCGAGACCACUUCACUCCUCGAGGUAUCACAAGAGAUUCGAACCAUCGUCCUCGAAGUAGUCUUCGAAAACCUCAUCGUCUACUCUAGCUCAAUCGGACAACUUGCACGAAGCCUUCGCCGUCUAUCCCGGUACUACCAACUGUCGAAGGACGCCGGGGUCCCAACUACCGAAAGGAGUGCGGUUCUGGCGCAGAUCUACCGCAGGUUUCCUCUGUAUUUCCCCGAGUUGGAUCGGUUCGCGAUGAUGAGUCAUGGACUACGGCACCUCCACAUACAAUUCGACUGGCUAGAGAGUCUCCAUUUCUUCAAAGUGUCCGCCGGGACUCUUCCCCUGUACCGUGGGCGAGACUUGGCAACAGUGGAAUACUUCGAAAGACUACCCAAUUUGAGAAGGGUUGACAUUGUUCUCCCUAGCGGUUGGUGGAAGGACAGAUGCUCGCACACGCAACCGGGCCCAAGAUUGUUCCACGAGGAUGACCCAUGUCCUCGGGCCCUCCAUAGGUUCAUUUACGAAAGCAUAGCGGAGGAAUUAGUCAGUGUCCGGGAACUUCAUGUGACUGGAUUUGUGGACGAAACCGAGGAAGAGAUGUUCUGGAAGGCAAGACAGUCCGCCAAAGAGAGGUUGAAGAUUACACGUUUGGAAGCCCGCGAAAUGUACAUGGACCUAGAGGGUGGUGUUCCCGUCCACACUCAUGUCGAAAUGCUUCUGAGGAAUGUCCAGAGUGUCCGGUCGCACAAACCUCGUGGACGCAAAGAGUAUUACCGGUAUGCGGGCGUGGAAGAUGAGGUGUUUCCGCCGCGAUGCCAAUGCGAGGUUCCGUGCAAGGAAGCAUUUCCGGAUAUGGAGUUUGCCUGA